AUGGAGGCUGUGGAACCAACAAUCGGAUUUUCGUAUCGGAUGAAAAGAAAAGAUGACACCUGGCAUUACGCAGAAAUUAUCGAAAGCAGAUUGAACAAACAGGCGAAUGAUAGAGUAGAGUAUUACGUUCAUUAUGAAGGACUCAACCGACGGUUGGACGAAUGGGUCACUGCCGACAGGAUCGACUUGCUGAGCUGCAGUCCGUCCAGUGAGCAGCAAAAGCAGAUGUUUGACCUACUUUCCAAUUCACCGGACAGCAACGAAGAAGAGACGAGAAAAAUAACGCGCAAUCAGAAGCGAAAGCAUGACGAAAUCAAUCACGUGCAACAGGCUUACGAUGACAUGGACCCGACCACGGCUGCGCUGGAAAAGGAACACGAAGCGAUGACCAAAGUGAAGUAUAUCGAUCGAGUACGGUUUGGCAAGUACGAGAUGGACACGUGGUACUUUUCUCCGUAUCCGGAAGAAUACGGCAAGCAAUCGAAGCUGUACAUCUGUGAAUUCUGUUUCAAGUAUAUGAAGUUCCAGCGCACCUACCUUUAUCAUACGAAAGACUGUAAUUGGAGGCAUCCUCCGGGACCAAAGAUUUACGCAAAAGAUUCGAUCGCUGUGUACGAAGUUAAUGCUGAGGACCACAAGUACGGUCGACUGUUCCAGGUAUUCUGUCAGAAUUUGUGUUUGCUUGCGAAACUGUUCUUGGACCACAAAACCCUGUACUUCGACGUAGGACCGUUCAUGUUUUACAUUCUGUGUGAAAUCGACCGCCAAGGAUCGCAUAUGGAAAAGGUGUCGCCGGAUGGCAACAAUUUGGCGUGCAUCAUGAUACUUCCACCGUAUCAGCGUAAGGGUUACGGGAAGUUUUUGAUAAAUCUGAGUUACGAACUGUCGAAACUUGAACACCGAAUUGGAUCUCCCGAAAAACCGUUGUCAGACUUAGGAAAACUCACCUACCGAAGUUACUGGAGUUGGGCACUGUUAGACGUUUUGCGCGAGACUAAAGAUACAAUGUCGAUCAGGGAUCUCAGUGAGGUGACUGGUAUAGCCCACUGUGACAUUGUCGACACGUUGCAAUGGCUGAACAUGGCGAAAUACUGGAAAGGUAGGUACGUGCUGUACCUGACACCUAAGCUGAUCGACGAUUGCCUUCGAAGCGAGCUAUUCAAGCGGCCGGUUCUGACUGUCGACAAG
Soboliphyme baturini is the source of this 1188-nucleotide messenger RNA. NCBI's taxonomy places the organism in Eukaryota, Metazoa, Nematoda, Enoplea, Dioctophymatida, Soboliphymatidae. The record is from the annotation of a GenBank genome assembly.